Messenger RNA from Oncorhynchus nerka (sockeye salmon), 2700 nucleotides. RefSeq names its product GINS complex subunit 3 (gene gins3). Bases 123 to 758 code for a protein of 211 amino acids. The record is from RefSeq and is a predicted model, not a curated record. Lineage: Eukaryota; Metazoa; Chordata; Actinopteri; Salmoniformes; Salmonidae. Gene Ontology annotation, biological process: mitotic DNA replication initiation. The transcript has 3 exons. Gene Ontology annotation, cellular component: GINS complex.
GGUCAUUUCGAAGUUUCGCGCCAAACCAGGGAAGCAAAGUGUAAACAGUCCCACACAGCAGAAGUUAGCUACCUCGCUAAUAACUUGGCAGAUAUCUACUUUUGAACUACUGUGAGUUUUUAAUGGAAACACAUUCGUACCUUCCCGUGCCUCCCGGAGUGGGGAUGGAAGAGAAUUUCUUAUCUCUUGAUGACAUUUUGCUUUCUCACGAGAGGCUACCCAGUCGGACAGAAUGCACAUUUCCCCGACUGGGAUUCCUGGAGAAAUCGAGUGACUCGCGAGACAUUCAAGAGGGUACGAAGAUGGAGAUGCCCCUGUUCCUGGCAAAGGGCUUGUAUGAGAGGAAGAGGCGUGUUGUCUCAGUGGAGCUGCCUAAGGUCUACAAAGAGGGCUGGAGGACUGUGUUCAACGCAGACCCCACUGUAGUAGACCUUCACAAGAUGGGACCCUAUUACUAUGGCCUCGGCUCCCAGUUGCUGCACUUUGACAGCCCUGAGAAUCCGGAGAUUGCCCAGGCAGUACUUCAGACAUUCAUUGGUCGUUUCCGCCGGACCAUGGAUUCCUCACAGAAUGCCUACAACGAAGACACGUCAGCCCUGGUGGAGCGCUUGGAUUACCUGGAGAGGGCACUGUUUCGGGCAGGGCAGAGCGGCCUCAACAGCUUCCAGAACUGGGAGAGGGGCCGCGCAUCAACCAUCACUGCCUCUAGCCUGGUGCUCAACUACCGCAAGAGGAAGAUCACUGAUCUGCAGCCCUGAGGGACAUCUCCAAAGAUGCAUCCCAAAUGUCACCCUAUUCCCUAUACAGUGCACUACUUGGGCCCUGGUCAAAAGUAGUGCAGUAUAAAGGGAAUAUGGUGCCAUUUGGAACCCAAAGCAACAGGCCAGAAGAGAAAUUACUGAGUUGAAAGGAGAGUAGUGGAGGUGUGUGUGUCAUAAAAGAUAGAAAACUGAUUCCCACAUGAAACUUAGCUGAGUUUUGCUUUUAUGUUAUGGUGUAAUCUUGUUUUAUUUUGAGAUCUUUAUACACAUUCUGUACACAAAUGUUUUUCAAAGACUUUGUAAAUAAUUUAAAAAAUAUCUGCUUUAUGUAAUGUAAGUUUGAAUGUUUAUCAAAUUAAAGCUACCGUAGUCUUUAAAUUGGAUGUCAUCCUUAAAGUAAGAAAUGUUGCAGUUUAACAGGAAUGUAAAAAAAAAAAAAAAAAAAAAAAAAGUAGAGUUGCCUUAUUUUGCCAACGCAUGUGGCCAUGCAUUUCAUCAGGGAAGAUAAGGCAAAACAACUUUUAAAUGGUUGUGUAAGGAUUAACAGGAAUGUAUUACCAUAUUAUCUAGCUCUGCAUGCAUAAUGAAUGUAACCUACCCUUUCUUCAUAAAUGUCAUUAUUACAACAACAACUUAAUGAAUAUAUGCCAGAACUGAUUUACUGCACAUCUAUUUAGUCUGUUUGAAAACCAUCUACAGUACAUCAUCAUAUGCUGUGUUCAUAACCAAGUGGGAAGGUGGUAUUUAUCACACGACUGGGGAAAAUCCACUGGAACGCCCCACCAACGGGUAAUUAUUUAACUAGGCAAGUCUUUUGAGAACAAAUUCUUAUUUACAAUGAUGGCCUACCAAAAGGCCUAUGGGUGCUUGGUUUAAAAAUAUAGGACAAAACACCCAUCACGACAGGAAGAUAAUUACUAGUGGGAAACGAUCAUCCCUGAGCUCAGGCUUCUUCCACACGCUAAGUAAAUGACAUCUAACAGUGUUUUUGUUAGUUAAAUGCAAAAACAUUUUUUAACAAGAAGCAAUCUAUUCAUUUGGUUUUUAAACACUUGAAUUUGUUUCCAAGCAUGAUAGCUGUACUUUUAGUUUAUGGUGGACGCAGUUUGUUGGCCAUUAGCUGAUCAGCGUUUCUCAACGAGUUCAAAGCACAUGAAUAUAUCCAACUGGUAUUUAUGACUUCACAACUAGUAACAACGUUAGUCUACAGAGGAGCAGCUUGGAUCUCUGCACAUAAAGAAUGAUGAAGGAUUCUUAUCUGUCCCAUUAUGUCAUCUGAGCACACAGGCAGAGCCAUUGAGGCCAUCUCCAUUUUGAAGUAGUCCAUGUUCCUCUACUACUUCUAUGAGUUGGUAAACGGGCUGAAAAGGCGCAUACUGCCAUCUGGAGUGUGUUCAUUAGCUGAUCCCUCUUGAUGACCUGGAUGGAAUUAUGUGAUCGUGCUCAAACAGGCUUUUGGUCACUAGACUCCUAUCUAUUGAUCUGCCAUAGAGCCCGUAGUCAUAACAGCACAGAGAGCUGUUGAUGCUGCUGCAUUAGCUACGCAUUGGUUGUUAGGGGACUUCAUCUUUACAAUGAAACUGCCGUAAGGCAUGACCCAGUUAAAAGUACAUCUAAUUUGUACUCUGUCAGCAUCAAAGUUUCAGCCUGUGAACAUUUUAAUCCACAGGGAAUGAUUCUUGACUCAAAAUGUGAAUUGGCAAAAAAAUGUCAUCUCAAUUUGUUUAACCUGAAAUGUGGUUUGCAUAAUGUAAUCCUCUGUUUACAGUACCUAUUCAUGUGGUGCAGUGUCUGCAUAAUAAUGACUGCAGUGACGGGGAGCUCUCAGAUGUGUUAUGGCCAGCUGACGGCGCAGGGUUACAACGUCAAGUUUUGAAUGGUUUAUUUUUGCAAAAGUGUUUUCGUGUUAAUGUGUGAUACAUAAACGUGAGUGCGUUGA